CAAGGACAGACACCAUGUCCAAACAGAAAUGGCUUCGACCAGCUGUACAUCCGACUGGGCAGAACUACCAAAAAAGAAGAAGAUGAAACUGCAAACAACUAAGAAGAAGGGGUGCACUGCUUAUAUGCAUAUAAAGAAGAUACAAGCAUACCCAGAGUACACGGUGAGCACCACCCUCAGUACAAGAGGAAGAAAAGACGCAAAAGGCAAAGCACUUGCUAAGCUUCGUGAUGCCAUCAGAGAAAGUGACAGUUCCCUGCUGGUUGAACAGAGAAUAUAUAUCAGCAUUUCUGCAAAGGAUGGACACACAAACCACAAGUUUGGUGAAGCUAUCUACUAUGCACAGCCAGUCAACAGUAAAGUGACAGAAGAAAUUGAAAGGCUAGUGCAUAAGGGCAUAACAUCUGUGAAGGAAGUGCAGCAGUGCCUUGUAUACUUCGUAGAUGAUAUCAUGUUUGCUGGCAAAGAAAAGCCUGAAGAUGCGUGCAGAGCAUUCUAUCCUACGAAGGAAGACAUUGGUAACCGCAUUCGUUCUGUGCUGAGAAAAGACCGCUUCAGCGAGGUGGACCAGGAUAACGCUGCAGCUCUUAUAAUGACAUUACAAGAACAAGAAUCAACAUCACACUUUUUUUUUCGCCCGUACCGAUCGAGUGAGCACAUCGAACAGAACAGCCCUGAUCUUUCAUGUGCUUCUGGUAGUGAUGACAUUUUGUCUCUUGUGUCAAAGGAGUGUACCGAAAAGCUACUUUUCUGUUAUCAGUCUGCCUUCAUGAAGUCUCUCAUGCAAAAAUAUGCAGAUACUGUUGUGUGCCUAGAUGCAACACACAAAACCACUGAUUAUGCCCUGCCCUUGUUCCUUCUGGCAGUAGAAACCCCUGUUGGCUAUAUGAACGUUGGAAUAUUUAUAACACAGUUCGAAACAGCUGAAUGCAUUUCUGAAGCUUUGAGGAUUUUCAAACAGUGGUGUCCUUCGUUCAGUCCUAUGUUCUGGAUGGUUGACUACUCAAUAGCAGAGAUAAAUGCAAUUUCUGCAAUUUUUCCAGACAGUGAAAUAGCCAUCUGUGAUGUACAUCGGGAAAGAGCAUGGGAUAGGUGGCUCAGAAGGAAAGAGAAUGGCGUGAAAAAUCAGGAAGAAGCACUAACACUCCUGAGAAAAAUUGCUAGAGCAACCACUGAAGAGGAAUAUAAGCAUGCAAAAGAAGCCUUGUGGUCAUCAGAAGUCUGGUCAUCAAACUCCAAGUUACAACAUUACCUGAAUGAAGUCUGGUUCUCAGUAGAGAAGAUGUGGGUGAAGCUGUUUAGGCUUCAACUCCCUAUCGCUACCAACAAUGGAGUUGAAUCACAAAAUAAAUUGCUCAAGGAGCACUAUAUUAAGCAGCACAGUGGGCGAAAAAGCCUUGCCGGGUUAAUUGGAACUCUCGUUGGCCAGUUUCUCCCAGAGAGAAAACGAAUCUUUUUAGAACGAAACAUGAAGCUUUCAACGGAGUACAGGCUGUGUCGUCCUGACCUUCCAUCAUAUCUUCACAAUAGGCCACCAAAGGUCGUAAAGCAUAUCAUGACACGCAUAACUGCUGCUGGUGACUUUAUGAGGGAGGACAUUCUGGGUGAUAAUGACGAUGGCCAAGGGAUAUUUAAGGUGAGGUCAUUGUCUCAAGAUGGGCUCCACCAUACAGUGAACUUCAAUGCACCUUCCUGCACCUGCAAGGAUUUCAUUACCACACAGCUUCCUUGCAAGCAUUUUUGUGCCAUAUUUCUAUUGUUUGACUCAUGGGGAUUUGACCAUCUACCCGAGAAAUACAGGAACAGUCCAGCUCUAACGUUAGAUCGGAACGUUGACACACGUAGUGACAUGGAAGUGGAUAUUUUACAUCAUGAUGAUAUUACAUGUGCUCCGACUACGAGUGAAAACUCAGCACCACUACAAGACCUACAGAAGGUCCAGCGAAGAGAAGAAAGACGAGUCAGAAACAGCGUCAUACAUGCACUAGAGCACUGUAAAAGUUCUGUUUAUUACUGCCAUGAUAUUAGCAAGAUGAAAAAUGUACUGAAUCGGCUCGCAGAAUGUCAAGCAGAACUGCAGGAUGGCAUGUCCACAUCUAAUGGUCUGACUGUCUGGAAGACCAAUAUGGUGGUUCCCCUUCUCAAGCCUAGCCAAUCGCCCCGCAACAUUGACUCCUUCCGCCCAAUUGCCCUUACUAGCUGCGUAGGCAAGACGUUGGAACGCAUGGUUUUUCGCCGCCUGAGUUGGUACCUCAAGACUGCGCGAUUCUUCCCCGAAGCAGUGCAGGGCUUUGAGCAGGGUCGGUCGCUGAUAGAUAAUGUUAACGACCUAGUGACUGAGACGCAGCAGGCAAAAGCUGACUGGCGCGCUGAAGACCACAUGACUGACGUGGUCUUCCUGGACGUAAAAAGAGCGUAUGACAGCGUUUUCCAUAGUGCCAUCAUCGCGACCCUGCAAGAAACUGGUGUGGGAGGCGCUCUCCUUCUUUGGAUCCAGGACUUCCUCAGGGACCACUGA
Molecule: messenger RNA, 2518 nt
Organism: Ornithodoros turicata
Lineage: Eukaryota; Metazoa; Arthropoda; Arachnida; Ixodida; Argasidae
Exons: 4
Coding region: 29-2518 (829 amino acids)
Molecular function (GO): DNA-binding transcription factor activity; zinc ion binding
Source: RefSeq, a predicted model, not a curated record